Molecule: messenger RNA, 462 nt
Organism: Ficedula albicollis (Collared flycatcher)
Lineage: Eukaryota; Metazoa; Chordata; Aves; Passeriformes; Muscicapidae
Gene: FJX1
Product: four jointed box 1
Exons: 3
Biological process (GO): cell-cell signaling
Source: RefSeq, a predicted model, not a curated record
AUGAGGAAAUGCUGGAUAGAAAUAGAGGUGUUUGGUAACCUGACUGAUAAAAAAGAAAAAGUGCAGACAGAGCUGGAGAAGUACUCAAGUGAGAAAGAUCACCAUGAAGCAAUAGCUCAGGCUCACCCCCUGCAGUCUCCAGGAAAGGAGCCCCCAGCCCUGCUGCAGUUGAUGUGGCACUCACCAGACUCACCCCUGUCGGCGGGGGAGCUGGUCGGGCUGCCGCCGUCGCAGCUGGUGGAGCUGGUGCAGUGGAGCGACCUGAUCCUGUUCGACUACCUGACGGCCAACUUCGACCGCCUGGUCAGCAACCUCUUCAGCCUGCAGUGGGACCCGCGGGUGAUGCGCCGCGCCACCAGCAACCUGCUCCGCGGCCCCGACGGCGGGCUCGUCUUCAUGGACAACGAGGCGGGGCUGGUGCACGGCUACCGCCUCCUCGCCAUGUGGGACCCGUACAACGAG